GUCAGAGCGGAGACAGGAAGUGAAGAACACGAGGAGGCUCCAGGACUACGGGACCCAGCAUGCAGCGCGGCGGGCAGAUGUCUGGAGGCUGCUGAGAGUUGUGAGGCUGAGUGGAGCCUGCAGGGGGCAGGAUGGAGGCCGCAGGGCAGGAGCCUUUGUUGUUUGAUGAUGUGGCCAUAUACUUCACCCAGGAGGAGUGGGGGAGCUUAGAAGAGUGGCAGAAGGACCUGUACAAGGAGGUGAUGAUGGAAACCUACUGUGCUCUCCGGUCACUGGGGAUUCCCAUGGUGAAGUCUGAGCUUCUGUUACUGAUCGAAAGUGGAAAGGAACCAUGUAUUGAGGGUGCUCCAAGGUGGGAGGAGCUGGGGUGUGACCCAGAAGCCGCCUCAGAUCUGCAGAGCUGGAGAGAUGCAGAGGAAGUGUCCAUGUAUGACCGGGUGUGGACGGAACAUCGGGCGCUCACAUACCGCAGACGGGUGGUGAGGAAGCGCCGCAGCCGCAGGUCCCCCAACUUCUCCCGUAUAGAACUGGAGUGUUUUGUCUCGUUAAUGGAUCGGUAUCUGCCGGAUGAGCUACAGAGAACGGGAGCCAUCUCUCUGCGCCAGCGCCGUUCCAUUCUCCAGGAAAUUGCCCGCUGUCUGGAGCCCAUGUCUGGCUGCCUCCGCACCCCACGCCAGCUACUCCACCGAUGGGCAGAUUUUAACAACAGAGACCCUGAACGGCUGAUGGAGAUAAGGAUGCAACUCCACUUUGGGAGGAGGUGGAAACGGAGGCUCUCUCGCCCACUUUCAUCACCUUCAUCAUCCUCAGAAGAAGGAGAGGAGGCUCAGGGGGACCCUCUAAGUUCUGAAUGGGAUGAGAGGUCCAGGGAGUCUUCCGCUUAUUUCCCUAUUUUGCCUGACCUUCCUGUGCACACUUCAUUAACCACACACAUCGAUGCACAGGGGCACUACAUUGUGCCACCUCCACUUCGGAAGUCAGGAAAGAGGUGGGGGCAGCGAUCGGCAGGAGAGUGCAUGGAGGAGCAGAGUGGUUUGCAUGGAUCCUCAGGAGUGGUGAAGAGAUUUCCGGGGAGAGCGACUACUGCUGCAUUAUACUCAUCUCUACAUGCACAAGGUGACCCUGCGGUGGGCGUGGAUCCAGAGAUACCUGAUGGACUCGCAGACCCAGGACUGCGGAUGAUUAAAUCCGAGCCGGACAGUGAAGAAGAUGAAGGAGGAGGAAGCUGGAGUAGUGACAUUCCCUCCCCGGAGUCAGUGAUGUCUGGCCAGAGUGACGUGAGGAAACUGAUUGAGCGGCAAAGCACUGAGCCGCUGUCCCCAGCUCUUGUGUCCCCAGAGGAUUCUGUCCAUUUGAAGACGCCCCCUCCUGGAGGUCAGCCUGGUGUCAAGCUGGAGUCUUCUCCUCUCUCAGGACCAUGUAGGCCGGAGUCACAGACGAGCUCACAGCAGGAAGACCCCCCAGGAACAAGAUCUAGCAAGAGGUCCCCAAACUUCUCACCGGCAGAGCUGGAGUGUUUUGUUGCACUAAUGGAUAACUUUCUGCCAGAUAAUCACAUCCGAGCCGGAGCCAUCCCUAUCAGGCAGCGCAAAGCCAUCCUUCUGGAGAUCGCCCGACGCCUGGAGCCUCUGUCUGGAUGUUUGCGCACCCCCCGGCAGCUCCGACACCGAUGGACUGACUUCAACAACCGAGACCCAGACCGGCUGGAGGAGAUAAGAAGCCGGCUGAGGAGAGCUGCCCGACAGGACUCCUGCAAGAAGUCUAUGAAAGCAGCAGAAUCGGCCCCUGCAGCAGGUAACAACUGGAGACGCAGACGUUCUUAUCCACUCCAGCGAGACAUCAAGGAGGAGGAGCAGAACACCUCUGAGGGGCAGAUACCCAGGACACCUUGGCACCACCGUGGGCUUCCAAAACCUAGAAACUCCUUCUCUAUGGCACGAUUAAAAAAAAAUCGGCACUUGGCGCUUCACAUCUUCCGUAUGGAGCGGUUACUCCAGCGAGUAGACCAACAGCAGGAGCUGCUACUACAGACAGCGGACCUCAGCACAGAUGAGGAGGACUGUUCCGAGCAGAAGACAUCACAGAUGCACCUAAGUAUCUGAGACCAAGAUCCUGGACGGCAAGAUUCUCCUGUGAGAAGGGUUAACGUCCAGUCUGCUCAUGUCCCUGCUGUCUGAAAGGACUCGUCUGGUCAGCUGCGCUCAUUCUCAUGGGUGAUGCUGAGCCCAGGUGUGUGAUGUCAUCACCGCUGAAGAGUUCUCUGGAAGCUUUUGGGACCUCGCAUAUUACCUGUUGUCAAUGACGACACGCACUAUACAAUAUUAUGUUAUUAAGUAUUCGUCUGUAUAGUGAGAUAGCUCUGCCCCAGCGAUGACAUCAUCAUACACUUAGCAUGAUAUCUUCUUCAGUCUCUUCUGCUCCCAGCCCUGCUCUUGCUUGAUGCUGCAGUGGGCUGUGCAUCCUCCCUGGGACAGGGAUGAUGGGAGUGAUAUGUUGUGGGGGUGUAUUCUCUCUCCUCCUUUUUCACUUUGAUUACUACCACCAUGUGUCCUCCGGCCGUUUCUUAGGUCUGAACAAACUCCUUGUGUCCUCUUUACCUGGCGUCCUCCAGAGCAGCAGAUUACUAGACCAGGACCGCUCCCCUCACUUAUAAUAAAAUAUUCCUUGUUCGCUACUUGGAUUCUGAUUUACCAAAAUCUCAAAAAAAAAAAACGCCCUUUGCCCCUUGUUCCUGUCACUGUAUUCAGGUCAGGCAUGAAUGGUGGCUCAUCAUGUAGUCUGUGGUCGCAUCUACAGAGACUGUGGAGCUUCUUCCUGCAUUCUGAGGGCUCUUCCCAUUGACUGCAGUGUGUGAAGUCAGCCAUGGAGCUGACGGGGGCUAGUAAUACACCAUCCAGUCCUGUACAUGGUGACACACUGGCUAAGCUUCAGCAGGUUAAAGAAGACAUGCCGCAUUUUAGCCAGGUUGUAAGUUAAAUCUGUGCCGGCUCAACAAAUUUAAGAAACCUUAUAAGGGAAUUUCUUCAAAGUGUUUUGGGGUCCAAAUACAUUCGACCUAAAUCAAAAAUGCUGCGAUUGCCCUGAAAAGUCAUGUAUGACACUCUGAGGUCUGCUAGGACGGGAGCCGACCCAUGUAAAACUCUGUAAUGUCCGAGUUACAGCCAUGGGUGGACGGACCGGAGCCGGUGCGAAAAAACAGUCUGGUUGAUAACGUUGCUGCGUUGCCUGAUUUUUUUAAUGCUUUUUCAAAUGAAAAAUGUUCCUAAAAUGAUCACUUAUUGGGGACCAGCAACAGGUUUGGUGUUAUGUGAAAUAGUCUCCACCAAUUCCACCGCCAUAAGCGCCGCACAGCCACAAUGUUCCUGCACUUGUCGCCGGCCACGUUGCCCAGUUAUACUUAAAGGGGAGAUUUCCAGCAGGACAUUUACUGCUCGAUGCACAGUAGCAACUGAUCAGCUGUGUGAGGCUCCUGAGCGUGUCGACUCUUCAGCCUACACUUAUCCUAUGGGGAAGGGGAGCAACGCUCUGCCCUCUCUCAGUUGGAGGUGGAUAAGGGCUUGGUGGCAGUGGCACCUGGCCUCCUUGCUGUGGAGCAGAGACAUCACUGGAUGAAAUGCAUUGACCCAGUGACCAUGAAAGACAUUUCCUGUCCCUCGAUGGUGGGUUGCUUCUUGCCACACAGCGGCAGGUUCUUCACCACAUGAGAGUACAGGACAGGGAUGACUUUUGAGAAAUAAUGGCGGCUAGGUUUCAUCCAUCGAGGCUGAGCACAUGCCGACAGUUGCCUAAAGGCACUGAAGUCAGUUGGACACAAGCACUCUGGGCUCCUGCCCACUCAUUUCAUUAUGGAUGACUGAUUAUGAUGACAACGACACCGUGCUGAUCUUGGAUGUGUUCUGGUUACUGAUGAUGGGGAGGUGGACACUCGUUUUCUGGAGAGGUGGACACUCAUGCUCUGGGAAGGUGGACACUCGUGCUCUGGGGAGGUGGACACUCGUGCUGACAUUGCUGAAUGUGAUGCCGGUUCAUGUGAUUAAAGAUGUUUUCUGGGAUUUUAAUAUUGAUGACCUGUCCUCAGGAAAGGUCAUCACUAUCAUAUCAGCGGGGGUCUGACACCCGCCACUCCCAACGAUCAGCUGUAUGAGGAGUCGGCGCACGCCAUACCAGCACUGCCUUCCUUGUUUACCUGCUUGACAUCGCAGCAGUGAUUAGUGUAAAUACAAGCCGUCCAAUUGGCUUCUAUGGGACGGCUCCGUCCUAUACACUUGAAUAUCCUGAGGAUAGGUCAUCAAUAGGGUUGAGCGAAUCGAGCUUUCGAUCAUAGAUCAGAGGUCGAUUUGUUAAAAUGCAUGGGCUCCGUGUAGUAAAAUUUUGUCUCGGCCGAAGUUGCACCAGACUUCGGUAAAUGAAUACGGUAUUCCUAUCUGCAUCUUUAAAAACAUUUUAAAAUAGGAAUCUGAAGUUGGCUUCGCUAUCGAGGUACCAGCCAGUGCCAAAGCCCAUUUCAGACCUCAGUACCAAAGCCCACUUCUGUGAUCGGAAGCUCGAUUCACUCAACCCUGGUCAUCAAUAUUAAAAUCCUGGAAAUACCCUUUAAAUAGUUCCUACAUUUGUGCUUGAAUGGUCGCAUCUUAGGUUUUGUCUGCAGAGCUUGCACACUCGGCCAGCACAGUGGGGGAGUAUUCCCUCACAGGGGAUAAACAUUUCUGCCCUCCCCAGGGCACAAACAGCAGCAUCUCCUGCCCCUGAGCCGAGCACAGCAGGAGCAGAUCUGCCUCGAGCGAUUUCUUUGGGUGUUUUGGCCAUACAGUAUGUGCUCUGCUCUUUCUUUGCUGUCACCACCUCCUCGUCGUCCGGAUUCUGCCCCUUCUCUCACACUGCGAUGUCAUCACGGGCUCCUUGCCCCUGAUGAGUCCCACCUUUAGAUUUGGCCCAAGUGCCCCUACUACCACCAUGGCUACAAAUGCCCCUACUGCCACCACUCACACAGCUAUGCAUUUCACUCAUGUCCUCCGUGUCUUCCUGAACCUCCUCGUUAUUGACUCUUCUGGAAUAUCUGCAUUAGCACUAGGAUGUUGUCUCUUAGUAGAAAAGAAGGCGCCCCUCAAGAAGGGGUCAAGGAACGGAACCCAGGCAGAGGUGAGAUCAAUCUCGUCCUGGUGUGACUGACAUAAUGAGCAAGCCACCCAGUCCACAAUGUUAUCCAGUUCCUCCCCAACAUUAAAGGGGCUGGCCUCCGGAUAGGUCAUUAGUAUCUGAUCAGUGGUGGUCCGACAACCAGGACCUCUGUCGGUCAGCUGUCUGAGGAGGCAGUGGAGCUCCUGUGAUUGCCGCAGCCUUCUUUCUACUUUCCCUAGGUUGAGUGAUGAAACGUUCAUUGGUCACGUGGCCUAGGAGCAGUACAGCCACAUAAAAGUGAAUGGGGUGACCUGUGAUACCAAGAACGGCCACUAUACUAUAGACGGCGCUGCGGUUGGUGAGCCGGAAGAAGGUAGCGAUGCACAGGAGCACCACUGCCUUCUCAAACAGCUGAUUGGCGGGGUCCUCACUGAUCAGAUACUGAUGACCUAUCCAGAGGACAGGUGAUCAAUGUUUAAGUCUCAGAAAACCCUUUUAAUCUAUUGCCUGGCAGAAGACUGGCCUUACGGCUGCCACCAAGUGUGCUGUUGCUACCUGCACAACAGCUGCUCCGUGGUGGACGACGCAGGGGCACAUUCCUGUUUUUUUAACUCCGCCCGCUGCCACUCUUCAUUUACCAGAACACCUCGUCCGGCCCGGGACACAAAUCUCUCAUAAACGGCUAAAAAACGUUUUUCAGAACUACAUGCACAACUUAAUUAACACUGGAUGAAAUGUGACAUCAGUGUAAAUUAUUUACAAUAAUAUGCGCUAUCGGGCAGAGUACAUUUUACAGGAAGUGAAAAAUGAAAUAUCCAAAUUUUAUAAAAUUUGAACAAUUUUUUAGAAUAAUAUGCGCAAUCGGACAGCAGAGCAGUUUAGCAGUGAGAGAGCCAGAACAUCAUGUCCCCUAUACUACAAGAGUUUUUGAUAAAUGGAAUUUUUGGGAUACAAUUUCCAGUAUACGGUGACUCUGACACGAUACAUCCGCCCAGGAAAUCUGUCACAUGGAUUAGCAAUAUGAACGUAAAACUAUUGCCAUGUACAAUA
Molecule: messenger RNA, 6168 nt
Organism: Bufo bufo (common toad)
Lineage: Eukaryota; Metazoa; Chordata; Amphibia; Anura; Bufonidae
Exons: 14
Coding region: 132-2102 (656 amino acids)
Biological process (GO): regulation of DNA-templated transcription
Source: RefSeq, a predicted model, not a curated record